Molecule: messenger RNA, 177 nt
Organism: Trypanosoma brucei brucei TREU927
Lineage: Eukaryota; Euglenozoa; Kinetoplastea; Trypanosomatida; Trypanosomatidae
Exons: 1
Coding region: 1-177 (58 amino acids)
Source: RefSeq, a predicted model, not a curated record
AUGGGGCACUUCGGGGGAAUGCAUAGACAGCAUCCCUUCUCCGUAGCAAAAGAAUCUCCACCACCGCUCCGGAGCUUCAACGUCAGAGGAUUUCAUCUACACUUCACGUUCGUAAACCGAAAUCAGACGUCCCACUCAACAUCAGGUUCAUCUAUACAUCGCCAUCAAAAAACAUGA